AUGAAGAAGCUAGCGAGACAAUUGAGGAAGUCACAGGACGAUGACUUCUCUCUCCCUACGUGGGACGACCCUACUCUCAACGAUUCUCGUCCCCUAGACAUUCAAGAACAAGAAGAGUUGGUGCGUUCAUUCGAGAAGAGUCAAGCUCAGCAGAGUCGUUUAUGGAGGCUUUUGUUUGCAUCACUUCUCUUUUGCUUCACUGCGUUUCUGUUAUACUCGAUCUUCCAGCAGGUUUUGUCUCCAUGGGAAUUGCGUUAUCAUGCUUACUUCAUGGAGGAGUUGCACUCAUGGAUGAUUAUAUCAGCAGAUUGGCUAGCUGUUAUAGCAUGUUCAUCAGCCAUCAUAGGAUUACUUCAUGAUUCAAAGCAUCACCGGCGAUGGAUUUGGUACUCACUAUUUACUGGCAUUAUACUCGCAGUUUUCUGGUUGUAUUACAUGUUGAGAUUGCCAAGGUUCCGCUGGGAUGUAAUCUGGCUUCCAUUUGGACCUCUAAGUGGAGCAGGACUCACUCUGUACGUCGAUCAUCUACUAACUGAGUCAUCAGAAGAGAUAAGAAAACUUCGAGGCUAUAUGUAUGCUUACAAAGCUAGCUGA
Messenger RNA from Prunus armeniaca (apricot), 594 nucleotides. Lineage: Eukaryota; Viridiplantae; Streptophyta; Magnoliopsida; Rosales; Rosaceae. The record is from the annotation of a GenBank genome assembly.